Pyricularia oryzae 70-15 is the source of this 324-nucleotide messenger RNA. RefSeq lists its product as uncharacterized. The transcript is spliced from 3 exons. Lineage: Eukaryota; Fungi; Ascomycota; Sordariomycetes; Magnaporthales; Pyriculariaceae. The coding region runs from base 1 to 324 and encodes 107 amino acids. The record is from RefSeq and is a predicted model, not a curated record.
AUGGGGGGGACAAGGACAGGGGCACUGCUGGCGCGCGGCAUGUCCGGCAUGGAUGGCCCUGGGAGCCUCAAUCGGCAGCGUGGAAAAAAGAAAUCCGGCUUCAUCGGUCAAACAAGCAAGGCCGGGACUAUUGGACCCUAUUGUAUCUACCGGUACCGUACUAUGUCCUGCGAAAGUUUUCGGUUGCCGCCCGAGAGCGGUAAUUGCUCCGCUGACAAGGACCUGGACCUGGGGAUUGAAUUGGAUUUUUCUAGACGAGUUCAGAAAAGGCGGGCGGUGCGGGUUGUUGACAGUAUCCCCGAGCCCAGUAAAAUACAAAAGUAA